This is a messenger RNA of Colossoma macropomum (tambaqui), 1000 nucleotides long. RefSeq lists its product as uncharacterized. The record is from RefSeq and is a predicted model, not a curated record. The transcript has 3 exons. Gene Ontology annotation, molecular function: metalloendopeptidase activity. Lineage: Eukaryota; Metazoa; Chordata; Actinopteri; Characiformes; Serrasalmidae. The coding region runs from base 44 to 859 and encodes 271 amino acids.
AAGAGUCCCACUAGAAACACAGCUGAAAUAUCCUCAACAGAAGAUGUCUGGCUUUGUUGUUGAUCUGGAUGUGGAAAAGAGGAAGAUUGCAGAAGAAGCAAAAAAGGCUACAUCUGAGAUAGUACAGUAUGCUAUAGAUAACCAGUUCCAUGGCUUCCCAGUAAGCUUCGGCUUCACUUGUGCAGAACCAGUCGACCCUUACAAGUUCUGCUGCAUUCCCACCAAGGAGUUUCUGCAGGAACUUCUAGCAAAACUUAAUGAAGUAAGUUUCAAGGAGGACACAGACCCUGAAGAGAAUAAAACCAUUGCCUAUGUCAUUCCAAGUGAAAAGGAUGAUGUAGUUUAUUUGUGUGAGCAGUUCUGGAGUGCAGAGGACACACUGUGUGAAGAGUCAAAGCCUGGAACAUUAAUCCAUGAGGUUUCUCAUCUGCUGGGCACUGUUGACAUCACCUACGAUCACCUGACUGUAGAGUUGUAUGAGCAGUAUGGGACUCUACUGGGCAGGUCACAGCCUUUUAAGGAUAAGGAUGGAAAAGUAUAUUAUAGAGAAGAAGUGGCCCAGGUGAAUGCCAGCUGCCUAGAGCAUGAGUUUGAGACCGUCAUCAAUCAUGAGGAAACAUACACUAAUGGCAGAUACCCAUGCUGUGGAGAAACCAGGAAAAACUCUGUCUGCAAAUGUCGCUCAACAGGCCAUUACUAUCUACAUGAAAGAUUUGAUUCGAAAAAAGAUGAGAUGAAGCAUAGGGUGGCCAACUUCUGGAAGGAGAUUAAUGCCCGUAUAAGCACUGAGGCAAGGAGGGUAAGAUACGUGAAGAGAACGAACAAGGUCUGCAAGGUGGUUCCUGUUUCUGGGCCCUGAGAGCUUCUAGAGAAAGUCCACGUUCAGCUCAGACUAACCAUGGUGGAACAUUCUAUAUAAAUAUAAAAAUAAACUAUAAAAAGGAUCAAUUAAGUAUUUGACCUUAGAUAUGUACAAGGAUUAUGUUAAGAUCUGUUUAAA